AUGUGGGACCGUAUCGUGGUGUUUCUCGCGUUCCUCGCGCAUCACAUCGACGCCGCGAGGCUGACACCGCGCGCAAACACCAUCGGACCCUCGCAACACGCGCUACGAGCGGACAACUCCAACUGGAUGGCCGAGGAUGCGUCGAUUCUCCGUGACAUGACUCUCGGCGAGGUGGUCCUCCCCGGCACGCACGACGCGGGCGCCUACGCGCUGACGUCGAAGCUGAUGCCGGGUUCAAGGUUCCCGACACCGUGGGAGGCUGCGGCUAUCGCGAUAGCCGAGGACUUGGGCAUCGGCGUGGACAGGGUGAUUACCCCGUGGGCGCUGACGCAAUCUCUCGACGUCCUCGCGCAGCUCGAGUUCGGGUACAGGUACAUCGACCUGAGGGCGGGAUGGAACGGCACCGCGUGGUGCGCGCAUCACGCCGAGGUCGGUGUUCCCAUCGCCGACAUCCUGAACGACAUCGCGACGUUCAUGCGGACACACCCCGGGGAGGUCGUGGUCGUGCAGACGAGCCACCUGGACGGCUUCCCCAACGCGACACGCGUGGACGAACUGUCGGCGGAGGUGACGAAAACACUCGGCGAAUACGUGGCCGGUCCGGAGUGGGCGCGAGGUAAGGCGUUCGGGGAUGUCACCAUAGGGGAGAUGGUGGACUCCGGGCGGAGACUCGCGGUGGUGUUUGGCGACGGCGACUAUGAAUCGUUCGGCGGCGCAUCCAAGACCACAUGGCCGCCCGAGGUGCUGCACAACGCGUACGCCGACGCCGACGACCCGACCGCGGUGAUGAAAUACGUGCGCGAUAAGAUUGUGGAGUACAACAACUCCAGCGGGGAGGCCGCACCUCCCGGGACGAUGUCCAAGAUAUCGUGGAUUCUCACCGCGCAAACUAAGACUGUCGUCGGCAUGUUCGAGCCCGGCGCGCGGCCGAGGAGCCUGAGGGAGCUGACCGAGCGAAGCAGGCCCGCGUUCGGGGCACUCGCCGAGGAGGUGGUUCAGUCGGGAUGUAGGGCGGGUAACAUUAUGAGCGUCGACUUCGGCGGCGGCGCGGGGGACUACGCGACGCGAGCUGUUCGCUGA
Micromonas commoda is the source of this 1080-nucleotide messenger RNA. RefSeq lists its product with no specific name. The transcript is spliced from 2 exons. Gene Ontology annotation, molecular function: phosphoric diester hydrolase activity. Gene Ontology annotation, biological process: lipid metabolic process. The record is from RefSeq and is a predicted model, not a curated record. The coding region runs from base 1 to 1080 and encodes 359 amino acids. NCBI's taxonomy places the organism in Eukaryota, Viridiplantae, Chlorophyta, Mamiellophyceae, Mamiellales, Mamiellaceae.